AAUGCCCUUUGUUUUUUGUGCUACAAGAGGUGGCUCAGUGGAACUGUCUGGGCAGAGGCCUGGGUCCCGCCAGGAGGAGUUCUGGGCGGAGGUCAAAGGGCAGAGGUCUGGGCAGAGGUCACAAGAUUGUCUUCCUGGAGGUGGGACGCAUCAGAAUCCUUAACUGUAGUACAGCAAUUGCCUCAAGCUAAAUGGCCUCCUUUUAAAGACUUUGUACUUUUGCUUACAAUUACUCGGGAAGCCUGCAGCAUGGACAACCCACGGCUCCUGGAGACGCCCUGGCUGCAGCAAGGUGAUCCCUGAGGAUGCGGCUGCUCACAUGGCUGAUGUUCCUGGCCUGCUGGGGAGUCGCCAGGGCUGAACCAGGGAAGUUCUGGCACAUCUCUGACCUGCACCUGGACCCCGACUACAGUAUAUCCAAAGACCCCCUCCAGGUGUGCCCGUCGGCCGGUUCCCAGCCGGUACCCAGCGCAGGCCCCUGGGGUGACUACCUCUGCGAUGCCCCCUGGAUCCUCAUCAACUCCUCCAUCUACGCCAUGAAGGAGAUCGAGCCGCAGCCGGACUUCAUCCUCUGGACCGGCGAUGACACACCUCAUGUGCCCAAUGAGAGGCUGGGAGAGGCAGCUGUACUGGAAAUUGUGGGACGCCUGACCAGGCUCAUCAGAGAGGUCUUUCCAGAUACUAAAGUCUAUGCUGCUUUGGGAAAUCAUGACUUUCACCCCAAAAACCAGCUCCCAGCAGGGAGGAACAACAUCUACAACCAGGUAGCAGAGCUGUGGAAACCUUGGCUUAGUGACGAAUCCAUGGCUCUCUUCAAAGAAGGUGCCUUCUAUUCUGAGAAGUUGCCGGGUCCCAGCAAGGCUGGGCGCAUCGUGGUCCUCAACACCAACCUGUACUACGUCAACAACGAGCAGACGGCAGGCAUGGCCGACCCCAGCCAGCAGUUCCAGUGGCUAGCCGAUGUGCUGACCAACGCAUCCCGAGCUGGGGAACGGGUGUACAUUACUGGCCACAUACCCCCGGGGUUCUUUGAGAAGAAGCGGAACAAGGCAUGGUUCCGGGAGGGCUUCAACGAGCAGUACCUGGAGGUCAUCCAGAAGCACCAUGGAGUCAUAGCAGGGCAGUUCUUCGGGCACCAUCACACCGACAGCUUUCGGAUGUUCUAUGAUGAUGCAGGUGCCCCCAUAAGCGUCAUGUUCCUCACACCUGGGGUCACCCCUUGGAAAACCACAUUACCUGGAGUGGUCAACGGGGCCAACAAUCCAAGCAUCCGGGUGUUCGAAUACGACCGAGCCACACUGAGUCUGCAGGACAUGGUGACCUACUUCCUGAACCUGAGCCUGGCGAAUGCACAGGGGACGCCGCGCUGGGAGCUGGAGUACCGGCUGACCAAGGCCUACGGGGUGCCGGACGCAGGCGUCCAGUCCCUGCACACAGCUCUGGACCGCAUUGCCAGCGACCAGGGCGCGCUGCAGCGUUACUACGUCUACAACUCAGUCAGCUACGAUGACAGGGCCUGUGACGAGGCCUGCCGCGCCGAGCACGUGUGCGCCAUGCGCCACGUGGCCUUUGGCACCUACGCCACCUGCUUGCGCGCCUCGGGCUCCGUGCCGCCACCCCGGCUCGCGCUCUUGCUGCUGCUGACGGCGGGUCUGGGCCUGUGCCCGCUGCUGGCGCCGUGACCUUGGGCGCCCAGCCAGCCGCCCAGCCUGCCGCCCACUUGGUGGGCUUAUCUUCCUCCUGGUAAAGUGGGCAGCGUCACCCCCUAGAGAGCUGGGGUUUUCCACCGUUUCUCCCUCUGCGGAGAGGGAACUGGAUGGGACGGGCAGAUCCCGAAACGAAGCCCUCCAAAAAAUCACAUUUCUUUCAUGUUUCAUGUUUUACCCCCAAAGCUCAUCGAGCAUGUUAUUCUGUGCAUUGUUUGUUUUUGUUUAUGUAAACGAUGUUUAAAGUA
Molecule: messenger RNA, 1954 nt
Organism: Lemur catta (Ring-tailed lemur)
Lineage: Eukaryota; Metazoa; Chordata; Mammalia; Primates; Lemuridae
Gene: SMPDL3B
Product: sphingomyelin phosphodiesterase acid like 3B
Exons: 8
Coding region: 306-1682 (458 amino acids)
Biological process (GO): sphingomyelin catabolic process
Molecular function (GO): sphingomyelin phosphodiesterase activity
Source: RefSeq, a predicted model, not a curated record